UAGUUAAUCACUGAAAUACGCUAUACAAGGGACAGAAUGCGAGAAAUUGUUCAUAUUCAAGCUGGUCAGUGUGGCAAUCAAAUUGGAGCCAAGUUCUGGGAGGUGAUCAGUGAUGAACAUGGCAUUGAUCCUGAUGGGAACUACAUUGGCGACUCAGACCUACAGUUGGAAAGGAUAGCAGUCUACUACAAUGAGUCAUCCACCUCCAAAUAUGUUCCAAGAUCCAUCCUAGUGGACUUGGAGCCUGGCACCAUGGAUAGUGUCCGCUCUGGGGCUUUUGGACACCUUUUCAGGCCUGACAACUUCAUUUUUGGUCAGAGUGGGGCAGGUAAUAACUGGGCUAAAGGACACUAUACAGAAGGAGCAGAGCUGGUGGACUCAGUGUUGGAAGUGGUGAGGAAAGAGUGUGAAAACUGUGACUGCCUGCAAGGUUUCCAGCUCACACACUCCCUGGGUGGAGGCACAGGGUCUGGCAUGGGCACCCUACUCAUCAGUAAAGUUAGGGAGGAGUUCCCUGACCGCAUCAUGAACACCUUCAGCGUGGUGCCAUCACCCAAAGUCUCCGACACUGUGGUGGAACCUUACAACGCCACGUUAUCCAUUCACCAGCUGCUGGAGAACACAGACGAGACAUACUGCAUAGACAAUGAGGCGCUUUAUGACAUCUGCUUCCGCACUCUCAAGCUGGCUACACCCACCUAUGGAGAUCUGAACCACCUAGUGUCAGCCACCAUGAGUGGUGUCACAACCUCUCUGCGUUUCCCAGGCCAACUCAACGCUGACCUCCGCAAGCUUGCUGUCAACAUGGUCCCAUUCCCUCGCCUGCACUUCUUCAUGCCAGGCUUUGCCCCUCUGACAGCCAGGGGCAGCCAGCAGUACCGUCCUCUUACUGUGCCUGAACUCACCAAACAGAUGUUUGACGCUAAAAACAUGAUGGCUGCCUGUGAUCCGCGUCAUGGCCGGUAUCUCACUGCAGCGACGGUCUUCCGAGGCCGCAUGUCCAUGAAGGAAGUGGAUGAGCAGAUGCUUGCCAUUCAGACCAAGAACAGCAGCUACUUUGUUGAGUGGAUUCCCAACAAUGUGAAGGUGGCUGUCUGUGAUAUUCCACCCAGGGGCCUGAAGAUGUCUUCAACAUUCAUUGGCAACAACACAGCCAUCCAGGAGCUGUUCAAGCGCAUUUCUGAGCAGUUCUCUGCCAUGUUUCGCCGCAAGGCUUUCCUCCACUGGUACACGGGUGAGGGCAUGGAUGAGAUGGAGUUCACUGAGGCGGAGAGCAACAUGAAUGACCUGGUGUCUGAGUACCAGCAGUACCAGGAUGCCACUGCAGAGGAUGAAGGAGAGAUGUAUGAGGAUGAGGAUGAAGAAUCUGAGGCCCAAGUCCAGAAAUGA
This is a messenger RNA of Chanos chanos (milkfish), 1389 nucleotides long. Its product is annotated as tubulin beta-3 chain. The transcript is spliced from 5 exons. The record is from RefSeq and is a predicted model, not a curated record. NCBI's taxonomy places the organism in Eukaryota, Metazoa, Chordata, Actinopteri, Gonorynchiformes, Chanidae. Gene Ontology annotation, cellular component: microtubule. Gene Ontology annotation, biological process: microtubule-based process. Bases 37 to 1389 code for a protein of 450 amino acids. Gene Ontology annotation, molecular function: GTP binding; structural constituent of cytoskeleton; GTPase activity.